AUGCUUCUUGCUGGGCUACGCAUCCCUUCCUUGAUACACGCAACAACUAUCAAUCGAGGACCGCCGCUGCAUAACCUUCUGCCUCUCAGCGAGUUUGAGAUCCCUGCGUACAGGGCCUCUGGCCUCGCCUUCUUCCCGUCAUCCACUUUACAGCAAUGGGAGUCUCCAUUAAAAAAAAAGGCCAAGUUUGGUGAACAUGGAGCUGUACAUAGUGGAGAGCUUGAAGGGGACUAUGAACUGGACGGCUUCAGUUUGGACAUUGGCGAUGCUAUCUUGGAGCCUAUGCUUAAUGAGCCGGAAGUGAUCCCUACCCUGGCUGACCAGAAGUCCUAUGUACAGGACAGUUCCACGCCUACCUAUCUAACUUUACUUGUCACUAAAAGUAUGCCCUUGAAUGCUAAACAGCGCCUGGUUGUCAAAAAGGUGUUAAGCGAAGCACUAGACUGGGCGAACCAUCCUUACGAUGCUUCGAAACGACAUCAAACGCUUCUUUAUGUUGGGGGUGAAGGAGGCGUGGAGCAGGGUCACUAUGAAAUAGUUGGGCAUCUCCUGGGGUAUGGCGCAGAUAACAAUGGCCCACCUGUCACGACGUCUGGCCGAACAGCUCUUCAGGCUGCAGCAGAACAUGGGCACGUUGAGAAGGUCAACUUUUGCUCGAAAGCCAUGCAGCUGUGGAUACUGCGCCUGCUGACAUCAACAGCCGAACGGCAACGGCACUUCAAGUAG
Penicillium samsonianum is the source of this 726-nucleotide messenger RNA. RefSeq lists its product as uncharacterized. Lineage: Eukaryota; Fungi; Ascomycota; Eurotiomycetes; Eurotiales; Aspergillaceae. The transcript has 2 exons. The record is from RefSeq and is a predicted model, not a curated record. Bases 1 to 726 code for a protein of 241 amino acids.